UAUAGCUAAAUGUAUAGCUCGUGCGUGAUUUGUUCAUGUUCUCGUGGUCGUUUUACGUGUGGAACAGCUUCCAUCGUGACUGAGAGGCCUGACUGACUUCGACCUGACAAGGGUGGGAAAUGAGUAACGCCCCAGCAUGUCAAACAGAAGCAAGCUUGUCGCCACCUCAAAAACUUUGUAGCGCCGAUGAAGUCGUCAGGGAGCCCAACGAAGGCGACUCCUACCCUGAUGACCCCGCGGAACCAUCUGAGGAAGUUGUAGCAAAAGAUGGCACAACUGUCAACGAUGCCAGAGAAAUGUUAAAUGAGCGCCGGCUACCAGAGAACAAUGACGAGGUGGAUCGCAAGGACUCGGAAAUUCAAAAACUUCGAAACGAGGUCGCUGUAUUGACGGAACAACUUGAACGGAUGAAGCGUCAUUACGCGGAGCCGUUGCAUCAGAAAACGUUGGAAUUAGCGGCGCUACGAAGAGAACAAGGGACUCAAAGCGAGGAAGUAUACAGGCUCACUCAAACAGUCUUUAUAAAGCACGAAACUAUUGAGAACCUCAGGAAAGAAUUGCACCAGGCGCACGAGCAGCACUCUGCCGCUGAACGGUCUCUAAAAGCGUCCUACGAUGAUCUGUCAGACGAAUACAACAAGAUGAGCAUCUUGCUUGCUGACUAUGAAGCGAGGGAGCUCGAACUUCAUGGCCGUUUGGAGUACGAAAUGACGCUACGCAUUUCAGCGGAAGAAAACUUUGAAAGGCUGCGUGCAGGAACCAGGAAGGAAGUUAGACCAAAGGAAUCGGGGACAGAACUCCAGGUGCGACGUCUAGAUGAUGCGAUAGGCGACGUCGAUUCAGAUGUGCCGAAAAUGUGCGAAAAUAAUGCGACAGCAAAGAAAUGCUCUGCAGGCCACGAUGUGGUACAGCGACGCAGAGACUCUGAGGAAACGCUGCAGCGAGCCCGGUGUUUGAGCCCAGAAAAUCCUUUACUGCAAGACGAUAAGGCACGUGCAACCGUGAGCAUGGAAGACUAUUUUCCGCUGACCAUUCAGGAUACGGCAAAUCGCACGGAGACGUCAGCUGAUUCGAACAAAGAAGUUUCAGACGAAUAUAAUGAACUCAACAAUUCUAUGCUUAGUAGCGGGAGGCGGUACGACGAAAAGGGACUUCCGUUCACGGCGUUCACUCCGGCAUGUAGCUCUGGGCACGACCCCACGGAGGAGGCAGGAGCUCCAGAAGUCCAGGAAGGGAACGAAGAUAUGCAAGACAUGCUCUCCAAGAGCAGUGAAGAAAGCGUUUUCGCGGUGGCUCCCGUGGAAGCUAACAAUGUUUUUCUGUCUUCGGCAGUGGAGGACCUGAAUUACAGGUGCGCAGCCGCUGAACAAAAGCUGCAAGAUUUCAAGCUGUAUCACAUGCAAGUAGUCGGAAAUCUCUUGGAAGAGAAGUAUACGAUUGAAAAGUCUCAUAACCAAGCCCUGGCUGAGACUGUAGAUCUCCAGCUGACUUUAGAAUCAGCAAAUGCGCAACAUGCUGUAGAUCUUGCUGAGAAGCAAGCUAACGUUCAAUACGUUGCCGAGGAACUUGCAGAAGCUCGUGAUGAGCUGCGAAAUCUGUCGAAAAACGCAUUACGUCUUAAUAGGGAACUGACUGCGAAGCAAGCCGAGCUAGAGGAAGCUCGGAAAGACCUUGCUGCUUGGAACGAGUCUUCUCCUGUGAUCCUUCUUCACUACUAUCUGAUCAAGAGCAAACUGGAGUCCUUGUGUGCACAGCUCAAAGUAUGGAAAGCAUCCGCAGCUUCACAGUUAGAGGAAGAAGUUGCGCAGACGAAAGCUGUGACGACAAAGCUGGAAGCUGCGCAGGAAGAGAUCGACCGAAUGACAAAAGAACGAGGCGACGUAUCUGCAAAGAUUCAGGCGCUCCAGAUGCAGGUGGCAGAGCUUACGGGUAGACUUGCUGCCGCUGAAGAGCAGAAAGAAUACUUGGAGCAUGAGGUCAAUAGGGCGAUACGUUCCAAUCAAAGCAACGAACAGGAACGGGUGCUUCUGGAAAGUGAACUGUCGAUUCUCCGAAAGCGUUUACGGGAGCAGGAGCGGAAUAGUGCCAAUGAGCUCCACACCGACGUAAGGGAACUGGAAGCACAGGUAGCAAGUCUGAAGUUAGACUUGGAACAAUCCCAGGCAGAAGCGACAGAAGCGUGGACGCACCUCGAGGACUCUUAUGAACAACUCCGUCAGUCGAGGGCAUUCAUCGCUUGGCUACACGCACGCAUGCGUCGGUACAAGAACCGACUCGCAGAACCGGAACAGAGAAUGUGCGACGACGACAUUGUCGGGGAGCAGCCUACGACGUCUGAAACUGGAGAUUCUACCCUAGAUGCAUUUCGUGGAACCUCUGUGGUGACAUGCGCCAAGCUCCAGUGCAGACCCCCACCUGAAAGGCGCUAUACCAUAACAGCAUCUGCUGCGCAUUCAGUUGGGACAUCCACAUCAGUGGAGAACACGCCGACAACGUUAACGAAGCUUUUAACCAGCCCCGAACGGACCAGAUCUGCGUUCAAUGUAGCGCCAAUUCCGAAGAGCCUUCAACCUCAGCGAGUGGCGAGACUCCCAGUUACGUCAAAGGUUGAAGCCAGAUCUUCGUCGCUGCUAGCGCGCAGGAGAUUGCAGGCACGUGCGGUACAAACUGCUUCAUCGCCGAUGAUGUCUCCGUACGGAACUCCAGAGAGGACACGGUCACACGGUCGAACCCCUUCAGGGACAAGGGAAGAAACUUGCGUGCGACAGGUACCUUCCACGCACCCCAAGAAUCAGGACGACCGUGAUGUAUAGUAGAAAUAUAUUUCAACUACAUAUUAGAUAUUUUAAGCUUUGAGUCGGCGACGUGGCUGUAUUUAUUUAUUGUUUGUAUUUACAGAACACUCGCCUAUGCAUUAUUCGAAUCCAAUUAUUCUGUAGAUUACAUUUUCCGUCGAAUGGAAUCUGAUUUGACACUUCACUAGUGCUGCUACAGAAUAAAAAUAACUCACAUAGGAUGUGUUACAGAAUAACGUGAGAAUACGUGUACAACACAGGC
Ornithodoros turicata is the source of this 3057-nucleotide messenger RNA. Its product is annotated as centrosomal protein of 135 kDa-like. NCBI's taxonomy places the organism in Eukaryota, Metazoa, Arthropoda, Arachnida, Ixodida, Argasidae. The coding region runs from base 120 to 2813 and encodes 897 amino acids. The transcript has 10 exons. The record is from RefSeq and is a predicted model, not a curated record.